Alternaria infectoria is the source of this 2649-nucleotide messenger RNA. It is a transcript of the gene LYS4, whose product is annotated as mitochondrial Homoaconitase. The transcript is spliced from 2 exons. Gene Ontology annotation, biological process: L-lysine biosynthetic process. Gene Ontology annotation, molecular function: 4 iron, 4 sulfur cluster binding; homoaconitate hydratase activity. Bases 1 to 2649 code for a protein of 882 amino acids. The record is from RefSeq and is a predicted model, not a curated record. Lineage: Eukaryota; Fungi; Ascomycota; Dothideomycetes; Pleosporales; Pleosporaceae.
AUGGCAGGCGCCGCAAGUCCGCUGACGCCGGUUUCGGUGCGCGGGUGGGUCGCGAAUUUUGGUCUGGGUAUGCGCAUCACUGCCGUCUGCUGCAAACACCACAUUGCUGCCAGCUCAAGCACCACCACAGCAAUGGCCAUGUCGCUACGGGCAGCCCGGCUCCUGGGUCGCAGACAACUAGCACCCCGGGCAAGUCUUGCUCUUCGUGCCGCCUCGCUUUCGCCUCGACCGUGUCUCGCACCCCGAACCUUUGCCACGACCGCCGUCCGUCGCGAUGCCCAUGAUGUCUUUCCCUCGAUGAAGGAGAGCCCGGCGGCGAGCUUCCUCUCUUCGCUCAAUGAGACGCCCGCAACACCCCAGACUCUCACCGAGAAGAUUGUGCAGCGGCAUGCCGUCGGCGUUGCGCAGGGCAAAGUCCUCAGGUCGGGCGACUACGUGACAUUGCAACCUCACAAAUGCAUGACACACGACAACUCGUGGCCUGUGGCGCUCAAGUUCAUGGGCAUCGGAGCCACCAAGAUCAACGACCCCAACCAAAUCGUCAUGACGCUCGACCACGACGUACAAAACAAGACGGAAAAGAACUUGAAGAAGUACAGCCAGAUCGAGGAAUUUGCACAGAAGCAGGACGUCGUCUUCUACCCCGCUGGCAGGGGCAUUGGUCACCAAAUCAUGGUAGAGGAGGGCUACGCCUGGCCGGGAACACUCGCGGUAGCUUCUGACAGCCACUCCAACAUGUACGGCGGUAUUGGAUGCUUGGGUACACCUGUCGUGCGCACAGAUGCGGCGAGUAUCUGGGCAACGGGCAAGACCUGGUGGCAGAUUCCGCCCGUGGCCAAAGUCACACUGAAUGGCAAAAUGCCCCAGGGUGUGACUGGAAAGGAUGUCAUCGUUGCUCUGGCUGGCCUCUUCAACAAGGACGAAGUGCUCAAUCACGCCAUCGAGUUCACCGGCACUGACGAGACCCUGGGCAGCAUUCCCAUCGACGAUCGUCUCACUAUCGCGAACAUGACAACCGAAUGGGGUGCGCUUACGGGUCUAUUCCCUAUCGACUCUACCCUGCACGGCUGGCUUCGCGCAAGGGCCACUCUGGCAGCUAUGGGAGAAGGACAGGCCAAGGACCACCAUCAACAACAGUUUGUCCACGAACGUAUUGAUAAGCUAUUCACUGCUACUGGUAUCGUUGGUGAGAAGAUGGGUCACAUCUUCAAGCCUGCGUUGGCUGCGGACAAGGGAGCGGUAUAUGCCAAGGAGCUCUUCCUUGACCUGUCAACUCUGUCACCCUACGUCUCCGGUCCCAACUCCGUCAAGGUGGCCACCCCACUGCUCGAGCUCCAGAGCCAAAACAUCUCCAUCAAUAAGGCUUACCUCGUGUCCUGCACCAACUCCCGCGCUUCCGAUCUUGCUGCCGCUGCCAACGUCUUCAAGGAUGCCGCCGUUCUGAAUGGCGGCAAGAUUCCCAAGAUCCCUGACCAUGUCAACUUCUACAUUGCUGCCGCGUCAAUUCCUGAACAAAAAGCUGCAGAAGAGGCUGGUGACUGGCAGGCGCUUUUGGAAGCUGGCGCGCAACCAUUGCCUUCCGGUUGCGGCCCCUGCAUCGGACUUGGUACCGGUCUUCUCGAACCUGGUGAGGUUGGUAUCAGCGCCAGUAAUCGCAACUUCAAGGGUCGUAUGGGUUCGCCUGACGCCAAGGCUUACCUUGCUAGCCCUGAAGUAGUUGCUGCAAGUGCCCUGUCGGGCAUAAUUUCUGGCCCGGGAUGGUACGAGGCUCCUGAAGGCUACCAAGGUGUUCGACGUGGAGAGGGUGAUGGUGUUCCUGAAGAAGAACGCAUGAUGACAAUCGAGGAUAUGCUCGAGAAGGCCAUCAAGGACGCUGAGGCUGCCAUCGAUACGUUCGGCAACGCUGAGCCCGAGACACAAUCUGUCAAUCCGCCCGCGGCACCAGGAUCGGAAGCCGAGACGCUGACCGAGAUCCUCCCCGGCUUCCCUGAGAAGAUUAGCGGUGAGAUUGUCUUCUGCGAUGCAGACAACAUCAACACCGACGGUAUCUACCCCGGUAAAUACACAUACCAAGACGACGUUACCCGCGAGAAGAUGGCGGAAGUGUGCAUGGAGAACUACGACCCCAGCUUUGGGCAGAUUGCCAAGGCCGGCGACGUACUCGUAUCCGGUUUCAACUUCGGUUGCGGUAGCAGCCGUGAGCAGGCCGCAACUGCUAUCCUGGCCAAGGGCAUCCCGCUAGUCGUCUCCGGUAGCUUUGGUAACAUCUUCAGCCGAAACAGCAUCAACAAUGCUUUGAUGGGUGUCGAGGUACCCAAGCUAGCCAACCGUCUCCGCGAGGUCUUCUCUUCCAAGGAUGCGACAUCCUCACAACAGGCUAUUAAGGAGCCUUCCAAUAACAGCGAGUCGCUUGAUUCGCCACCUCCCGCUGCUGCUGCUCAGCCAAGUCAAGCCAAGCAACUAACCCGCCGCACUGGCUGGACCCUGGAAUGGGAUGUUCGCAGGAGUACCGUCUCUGUACAAGAAGGACCAAAUGGCGCCAAGUGGAACGUCAAGGUCGGCGAGCUACCUCCCAACGUCCAAGAGAUCAUCGCUCUCGGCGGAUUAGAAAACUGGGUGAAGAAGGAGAUUGGCAGCCCUCUCUCUUGA